Mycena indigotica is the source of this 915-nucleotide messenger RNA. RefSeq names its product adenylate kinase. Gene Ontology annotation, cellular component: mitochondrion. The record is from RefSeq and is a predicted model, not a curated record. The transcript has 5 exons. NCBI's taxonomy places the organism in Eukaryota, Fungi, Basidiomycota, Agaricomycetes, Agaricales, Mycenaceae. The coding region runs from base 1 to 915 and encodes 304 amino acids. Gene Ontology annotation, molecular function: protein-containing complex binding.
AUGUCACCCAUCUCCAAACUUGUCGUUGUGGGCGGCAAUGGGUUCAUAGGUUCUGCUAUAUGUAGACUGGCUUUGGCGCGCGGCCUCCAGGUUACCAGCAUCAGCACCUCUGGCCGUCCAUAUCAAACGCCAAAGGGACAUACGCCUGCCUGGACUACUCAAGUAGACUGGCAAAAAGGCGAUGCGCUACGCCCUGAGACCUUCGCAAGUCAUUUAGAUGGCGCAAGUGGUGUUGUCCAUACUUUGGGUAUGCUGCUUCAAGACGCGGAGUACAAGCGUGCCAUUCGCGACGGCGAUGUUCCGGCACUUCUCAACGCCCUCAUUGGCGGCAGAAAUCCUCUAGAGCAGCCCAGUCUCACCUACGAAAGCAUGAACCGUGAUUCUGCCUUAUCGGUCUGUGAGGCGUUCGUUAACUCGAAACCCCCUGCAGAAAACAGCGUUCGUCCGUUGGUUUUCAUCUCAGCAGAAGAUGUAUUCCGACCGUGGGUAUCUGCUCGCUACAUCGAAACAAAGCGUGAGGCGGAACGAGGAAUCACGGCCCUUCUGGAGCCACACCCAACGCGUUUUAGAGGUGUCUAUCUCCGACCAGGCCUCGUUUACCAUGCUCAUCUCCGGCCAAUAACCACUCCAGCGGCAGCUCUGCUCGAUUUAACAGCAUCAGUACACUCACAACUGCCUGGAGGAUUGCGGAGCCAAGUCCGCUCUCUUAUUGCUAAUCUCCCGCGUGUUUCGCAAGAGACACCGUCUUCAUUAGUUUCUGUGGCUAAUGCGCUGACGACCCGACCACUUCAUGUCGACCAUGUUGCUGGGAGUGCUGUGAAGGCGUGUUUGGAUGGAGAUAUUCGCGGUGUAGUGGGAGUUAAAGAUAUGCGAGAGUUGAUGGGCUGGGCGGAGCCAGAAUCGAGCUUAGCGUAG